GUAUAUAAGGAUGUGACAACAACGCAGAAUUAAAUUUGUCACGAAAGUUUUAACAAAUCCAAGUUAAUAAUCCCGGACAUCGAAAUGAAUACUUCAAUUAUUAAAUUGAUAAUAAUGCUGGUAACAUUCUCCAGCAUUUCAUUUGUUGAUUCUCACUCGAUUAAUGAACGUUCGGCGUCAGCUGAAGGCGUCAUAAUUGGACCAGAUACUCCAGUUUACUAUGUAGAAUGUCCGCUUAAUGAUUGUUUAGUACUUAAUAGAAGUGUAAAUAAAUUUGCGGCAUCCGAUUCUUACAACUUCUAUCGUGAUCCAUAUUACGUAUUAGACGGCACAUUUUUUCUGAAAAUAUUAGUAAUCCUUGAUUGGGAUAGUAGAAUCGCAAGCGGAGUACAAGCUAUACUUAAUGAUUUAGUAGACAAAUGGAAUAAAGCAGAUAAAUAUUUUGAACAACUUGGUAAUCCCAAAAUAAAAUUGGCUAUUGCUGGAGUCGUCAUACCGACGAAACCAGGUAUAUGGAGAACAACGGACCCAAAAGAAAGUAGUUCUUACCUCAAUAAUGUGUAUCCUUCCGCUUCUGUUCUAAGUAAUACGACGAAGUGGCUCAUUGAUAAUUUUGAUCACUUUGGACGUCUUAACUUCGAUCUUUUUAUGUUCAUAAAGCACCGCAGUGAGCAUGUGAAUUUCCGCGAGGCGGCUUUUGAUUGUGUUACUAAAUAUGGUUGCCAUUAUCGUCCAGUAGGAGCAAUCGUGCAUAAAGAUUAUUAUGUUAACCGAUAUGUUCACAGUAUCGCUGGACAGCUCGGAAUUCGGGUAGAUGAUGUUAUCGGAUGUGAAAACGAUGAUUAUAUAAUGAGCAUGAGCAAGUAUAUUAAAAACCCAACUUGGUCCGAAUGUUCUAAACGAGAAUUUGAAUCAUUAAUUGGUAACAGCAAGUACAGUUGUUUACAUCAAAUACCUUACGGUCAGUGAGGAGACAACUUUACAAUCUUUCGUAAAAACUUUUAAAUAAAGUUUUAUACUUUAAGCAAAAGUGUAUAAAUGUUAAUGAAUAACAUUUCCAAAUAAAUAGUAAAAAUAAA
Molecule: messenger RNA, 1079 nt
Organism: Microplitis mediator
Lineage: Eukaryota; Metazoa; Arthropoda; Insecta; Hymenoptera; Braconidae
Exons: 9
Coding region: 85-969 (294 amino acids)
Biological process (GO): proteolysis
Molecular function (GO): metalloendopeptidase activity
Source: RefSeq, a predicted model, not a curated record